CCCCGCCAUGGUCCAGCAAGCGGAGAGCGCCGAAGCGGAGGGCAACCUGCCCCGGGAGGCGAUGGAGACGGAGGAAGGGGACUUCCUGGCCUGCAGCCCCGUGGCGCUGGACGAGAGCGACCCGGACUGGUGCAAGACGGCCUCGGGCCACAUCAAGCGGCCCAUGAACGCCUUCAUGGUGUGGUCCAAGAUCGAGCGGCGCAAGAUCAUGGAGCAGUCGCCGGACAUGCACAACGCCGAGAUCUCCAAGCGGCUGGGCAAGCGCUGGAAAAUGCUCAAGGACAGCGAGAAGAUCCCCUUCAUCCGCGAGGCCGAGCGCCUCCGCCUCAAGCACAUGGCCGACUACCCGGACUACAAGUACCGGCCGAGGAAAAAGCCCAAGAUCGACCCUUCCUCGGCCAAGCCCAGCCCGGAGAAGAGCAGCAGCGGGAGCAGCAACGCAGGCAGCAACGCGGGCAGCAAGGCCGCCAAGAGCAACGCCAAGAAGUGCAGCAAAGGGAAAACCUCCUCCUCCUCCUCGUCCUCCUCUUCUCCUCCUCCUAAAGCCGGGACGAAGCUGGCUCCUCACCCUGGAGGCGACUACGGGAGCGAGGACUACUUCGGGGCGCUCAAGGCGGGCGGCAAGGCGGUCAAGUGCGUCUUCAUGGACGAGGAGGACGACGACGAGGAGGAGGAGGACGACCUGCAGCUGCGGAUCAAGCAGGAGGAGGACGAGGAGGAGGAGGACGAGGAGCCGCUCCACCACCACCACCACCACAGCCAGCAGCAGCUGAGGCGCUACAACGUGGCCAAAGUGCCGGCCAGCCCGACCCUGAGCUCCUCGGCGGAGUCCACCGAAGGCGCCAGCUUGUACGAAGAGGUGCACAAGGGAGGCGUGGUGGCGGCGGGGGCGGCGGCGCACGGAGGAGCCCACGCCAGCCGGCUCUACUACGGCUUCAAGAGCAUGCCCAAGAGCACCCCGCAGCCGCCCAGCCUCUCCCCAGCCUCCUCCCGGUCCGUCUCCACCUCUUCUUCCUCCAGCGAGGAGGCCGACGACCUGCUCUUCGACCUGAGCUUGAAUUUCUCCCAGCACGCCCAGGCCGCCUCGGAGCUGGGGGUGGGCUCGGCCGCGGGGAACCUGUCCCUCUCCCUGGUGGAUAAGGACCUGGAUUCCUUCAGCGAGGGCAGCCUGGGCUCCCACUUCGAGUUCCCCGAUUACUGCACCCCCGAGUUGAGCGAGAUGAUCGCCGGAGACUGGCUGGAGGCCAACUUUUCCGACCUGGUCUUCACUUACUGAGCAUUGGCAAAGGAGCAGGAGAUGGAGAAGAAGAGAGGGGCGUGACAAGAGAAAGAGAGAGAGAAAGGAGGAAAAGAAAGGACGUGGAGAAAAAAAAGAGAAAAAAUAGUCAAGGAAAAACGAUGCUUAUCAAAGAAUAACGGUGGAGUUGUUGAAGUGAAGUCAUGAUCAAAAAUGUAUUGGGCUUUCUUAUUAUUAUUUUUUUCCUCUGCCUCGCAGUUAGUUCCCAACCGAGUCCGGAGUUGUGAUAUUUUUUAUAUAUAUAUUACUUCUUUUUUUUUCCUUUCCCCCUUUUUUUCUCUUCUGAUUUUGUAAUUUUUUUCCCUUUUCGAAUUGGAGAUCACAACAGGAGGAAAACAAACAAACAAACAAAAAGGCAAAUGGGACUGGGGGCUUCAAAAAGAGAUACAAGAAGGCGCUUGUUUGGUGAAGCUUUUGGGUCUUGUGAUCGAAGUCUGGAAGAAGAUGGUCUGCAGGAAGGAGAAGGAGAAGGAGAAGUCUUUUGGCAGCACAACUGUUACUCAAGGGGGUUUGUGGAUUUUUCUCUCUUUAUGUUCAUCUUUUCUCCUGCAAAAAAGGUUUUUUUUAAUGGACCGUUCUUUCUAGGAGUUUUUUUUUGUCUAACUAAAAGGGACCAUUGCAACUGUUUAAUAUUUUUUUUGUCUGUUUGGAGGGAGAAAACUGAUGUCUUCUAUGCAUCCGAUUCUUAACAAAGCUGCAGGGAGCUUGACAAGAAAAAUGAAAUAAAAUAAAAAAUGCAGACUGUGCAAACGCUUACAAAAACAAAACUGUGAACUGACAAGAUCAGAGUUUACUUUUCAGAUCAAAUUGUUUAUGGUUUGACAAAUGUGAUUUCUACUUGCCAACUCUUUAUUUUUUUUGGUAACUUGUUCCCUUAUACCUCCUUGAUUGAAUACCAGACAGCCUAGACCUCAGUACACAAAGGUAUUGAAACAUUUUUGAUACAUAACAGACCUCAGUCUUUUUUAAAAAUUAAUAUAUUUUCAGGCGUAUUUUUGUACAGUGAAAGGGAACAUUCUUGCUGUGUUUUUUCAGUAAGACUUUUCAGGCACUUCUUCCCUUUUAUUUUUUAUUUUUUAUUUUUUUGUAUUAUUAUUUUUUUAUUUUCUCCUCUUUGUUUUUAGCAUGCAAGUUAUAUGGGUACGUUUAUGUCCUGGUUUUCAAAGGAUUUAAGAAAAAAAAAAGAAUCCUUGCAUCUAAAGGCCUUGUGGUUUAAAAAAAAGAGAAAAAAGAAACAAAACACUUUUUCUUUUGUACAGUUCUAGUUCAGAUUUGUUCAAUAUUUGUAGGUAAAGAUUUAUUGAAAAUGGUGAUAUAGACCUCAGAGCUGUUA
This is a messenger RNA of Anolis sagrei ordinatus, 2630 nucleotides long. The record is from RefSeq and is a predicted model, not a curated record. Lineage: Eukaryota; Metazoa; Chordata; Lepidosauria; Squamata; Anolidae.